Molecule: messenger RNA, 1353 nt
Organism: Penicillium paradoxum
Lineage: Eukaryota; Fungi; Ascomycota; Eurotiomycetes; Eurotiales; Aspergillaceae
Gene: lys9
Product: saccharopine dehydrogenase (NADP+, L-glutamate-forming)
Exons: 12
Coding region: 1-1353 (450 amino acids)
Cellular component (GO): cytoplasm
Molecular function (GO): saccharopine dehydrogenase activity
Source: RefSeq, a predicted model, not a curated record
AUGGUUAAGCAAGUCGCCGGUUCCAAGGCCCUCCUUCUGGGUUCGGGCUUCGUCACCAAGCCUACUGUUGAGGUUCUCAGCAAGGCUGAUGUCGAGGUCACUGUCGCCUGCCGUACCCUCGAAAGUGCCCAGGCUCUGGCCGCUGGCUUCAAGAACACCAAGGCCAUUUCCCUUGAUGUCAACGACGAUGCCGCCCUUGAUGCCGCUCUCGAGCAAGCAGAUGUUGUCAUCUCGCUGAUUCCCUACACCUUCCACGCUACCGUCAUUAAGUCCGCUAUCCGCACUAAGACAAAUGUGGUUACCACCUCAUACGUUUCACCUGCUAUGUUGGAGCUUGAUGAGCAGUGCAAGGCCGCUGGCAUCACUGUCAUGAACGAGAUUGGCUUGGAUCCCGGUAUUGAUCACCUCUAUGCUGUCAAGACGAUUGAGGAAGUCCACGCUGCUGGCGGCAAGGUCACCGGAUUCAUUUCCUUCUGCGGAGGCUUGCCUGCCCCCGAGUGCUCGAACAACCCCCUCGGAUAUAAGUUCUCGUGGUCCAGCCGCGGUGUGCUUCUUGCCCUGCGUAAUGCCGCCAAGAUCUACCAAGGUGGUAAGGUCGUCAGCAUUGACGGACCUGAUCUGAUGGCUACUGCUAAGCCCUUCUUUAUCUACCCCGGAUUCGCCUUUGUCGGCUAUCCUAACCGUGACUCCACCGGAUUCCGUGAGAGAUAUAACAUCCCUGAGGCCCAGGAUCUCGUCAGAGGUACACUGCGCUACCAGGGCUUCCCUGAGAUGAUCAAGGUCCUUGUCGACAUUGGUUUCCUCAACGAUGCCCCCAACAGCGUUUUCGAUAAGGCCACUUCCUGGAAGGAGGCUACCAAGCAGGUUCUUGGUGCCACCACCUCCUCCGAGAAGGACCUCGAGUGGGCCAUCGCCUCCAAGACCAAGUUCCCCAACAACGAGGAGCGUGACCGUCUUAUCUCCGGCCUGCGCUGGAUUGGUCUCUUCUCCGAUGAGCAGACCAUCCCCCGCGGCAACGCUCUCGACACUCUUUGCGCUACUCUCGAGAAGAAGAUGCAGUACGACGAGGGCGAGCGUGAUCUCGUUAUGCUCCAGCACAAGUUCGAGAUUGAGAACAAGGACGGCUCCAAGGAGACCCGUACCUCCACUCUGUGCGAGUACGGUAACCCUGCCGGCUACAGCGCCAUGGCCCGCACCGUUGGUAUUCCCUGUGGUGUUGCUGUUAAGCAGGUGCUUGAUGGCACUAUCAGCAAGACUGGUGUCAUUGCUCCCAUGACCAUGGAUAUCUGUGCUCCUCUUAUCAAGGCCCUGAAGGAGGACUACGGCAUUGAGCUCAUUGAGCGCACUCUGUAA